UGUUGGUUGACAGAUUCAAUACACAAUAGUUCUGGAUCCAAGGUCCAAGCUAAGUACAGGACAUACAUAAGAAUAAUUCCAUGGAUUUAAGAUGAGAUUGGAACUAAAAGAAAAGAUUAAGAACGAAAAUCAGGUAGCCAAGAAAUGUUUGUAAGAGAGAAUGUUUGUGUUUGAAGUUUUAAAGCGUGGUUGACUCGCUAGAUAGUUGGAGGUGUUGGGUGCACAGCACCAAAGUGCAGCCCACUGAUGCAUGAUUAGUGGCAAAGAGAGUUAUAGAUAAGAAUCCUUGAGUUAAUAGGAACAAAAUAGGUGGCUGGGUCCUUUGCUAAAAGGAAAAUGUAUGUGUAUUUGUGGGUGAGAUACUGAGGGGGCACAUAAAAACAAGAGGUUUUUUCUUUAGUCUUGAGACAUCUACAAAGAAAGCAAGGAGUUGUUUUGGAUGCUACAGUCACGGCGAAGAUCUUAUCUAAGAUUAGACUGUGACCCAACAGCAAGAAGUUGGAGGUGAACUUGUUGAAGUUUAUAACAAGUGAAAAAAGCACCAAUAUGAAGUCAAUAUUCAUUCAUGAAUGUCUGAUAUGCAAACACUCAAAGUCAUCAAAGAAUAUGUUCAAGAACAAGAAGAGGUGUGCGCAUUCUAUAUGCAAAGACUGCAUUGUCAAGCACAUACUUAUAAAGGUGGAGGAUGCUGUUGCCGAGAUAAAAUGCCCAAAUUGGCCAGCUUGUAAACAGCUUCUAAACCCUCAUACUUGCCAGAAAAUCAUCCCCAAAUUAUUGUUUGAGAAAUGGUGCGACCUUCUUUGCGAAUUGGCUCUUCAACCCUAUGAAAGAAGCUAUUGCCCUAAUAAAAGGUGCUCGGAGUUGAUAAUUAAUGAGUGUGGAGGAACUGUUAAGAAAUCGAAGUGUCCCAAAUGCAAGGAGCUGUAUUGCUUUCUAUGCAAUGUGCCAUGGCCAAGGUGCAACAACUGUCAAGAAUUAGAAAAUGACAAAAAGUUUUUUAAGCUCGCAGUGUCAAAGAAGUGGGUCAAAUGCCCUUCUUGCAGCUACUAUGUGGAGCGUAUAAAUGGCUGCAGACAUAUGAUAUGCAGAUGCGGGACUGAUUUUUGUUAUAAAUGUGGGAGGAAGUGUUUUAUGAGUUCGUGCAAUUGUAUGGAGAGAGAUGAAGAAGAACAAGGUGGCAUGCUUCAAAGACAGGCUAGGCAAGCCAAUGGGAGAUGGCAUCAACUCGUUUUGAAGUUAUAUUCUGCUUUGAGUCUGAGAUGAGUACUGUUUUAUUAUUUGAUUUGGUCAUAGAUACGGUCAGUGUUUUGGGUAUUUUGAUUGUUCCAGUGUGGAUUGACUGAGUCUAUUUAUAAUUUAUAUCCAAUAUAUAAUAAAACAAACACUUCUGUUUAGUU
This is a messenger RNA of Quercus lobata, 1397 nucleotides long. Its product is annotated as probable E3 ubiquitin-protein ligase RNF217. Bases 547 to 1263 code for a protein of 238 amino acids. Lineage: Eukaryota; Viridiplantae; Streptophyta; Magnoliopsida; Fagales; Fagaceae. The record is from RefSeq and is a predicted model, not a curated record. Gene Ontology annotation, biological process: protein ubiquitination. The transcript is spliced from 3 exons. Gene Ontology annotation, molecular function: zinc ion binding; ubiquitin-protein transferase activity.